CUAUCCAAAGCACCUACCUGUCAUACUCUACGUCUACUCACGCGCUCAGUCUAGUAGCAAAAUAUUGCUUUUUCUACUUCGCUAUCACUAUCAUCUUGACGCCUCUCGCUCCUCCUGCCUUUCUGUUAAACCUUCUAGACAAUCAAAAUUAGACAUGGAAUUCAACACGCAGCCUGCAGUGCAGGACCCUCGUUUCGCUGCCGACGAUACUACUACCUCAUCCAUCAAACAAGUUUUGGACAAUGACUCGUCCGCCACAUCUGCUACUCGUCAACACGUCAACAUCGAUCAGCAGUGCGGUGUGCCUCUGUUCAACGGUAUCCCAUGUGCUUCGGCUCUCACCUGCCAGUCACAUAACCUGCCUGCCAAACGUGCUGUUCCUGGCAGGAGUGCUCCGUUAGACCAGCUUCUGGCUCGCCAGCAGCAAGAAAUGGCUCAGACGGCUCAGCGGGGAGCAUCAAAUGCAGUACGUGUUCUAGUUUUGUCCUUGCGCAGUCAUUCUGACCAGCCACGCAGUGAGAACACUCAAUCAUUUUACUCGAGUACUGAGGACAUGGUCAGGCACGAGGGAAUACAUUUGAACAGAGAGCAUGGUAUAAAUGAUUUAGGAAUAUUGAUUACUAGGUAAAUCUGGUCCAUAGUUGUAAGAGUCGCAAUACACAUUAGUGCGCUAUCGUCCAUUAACCAGCGCGAAAUCAUGACCAGAACAUUAACGCCUUCCCACCGCCUCUUGUCUCAUGCAAGUCGUGAUAAUAUAGUACAGGAAUACGAAAGAAUAA
This is a messenger RNA of Aureobasidium subglaciale EXF-2481, 779 nucleotides long. RefSeq lists its product as uncharacterized. The record is from RefSeq and is a predicted model, not a curated record. The transcript has a single exon. Gene Ontology annotation, cellular component: SAGA complex. Gene Ontology annotation, biological process: RITS complex assembly; regulation of transcription by RNA polymerase II; regulatory ncRNA-mediated heterochromatin formation. NCBI's taxonomy places the organism in Eukaryota, Fungi, Ascomycota, Dothideomycetes, Dothideales, Saccotheciaceae. The coding region runs from base 155 to 628 and encodes 157 amino acids.